AUGUUCAGGCACUUGAAUUACACAUCAUCCUUCACUUUUAAUAAGAAUCAUGUAGGUAACAGAUUAUUGGAUAUUUGUGAGCAGACUCUCAAUUCCUGUAACAGUGAUCCCAUUCUGAAAUUAGAUCCUCACCCCAUUGUUCCAGUUUGUCAAGAUCUCUCAGAGCCUUCCCCCAUUCCAGCAGAUCAACACUCCCACCUAAACUCGGUGUCAUCUUUGAACAUACUGAGGAUGCAUUUAAAUCCCCUUGCCUCAGUCAUCGAUAAAGAUGCAAGCACUGUCCCUGAUACUGAGGCCUGGGGAACUCCACUAGAGAAGCUGGUCUUUCAAGAAGACAAUCAAAAUUUUCGGCAAAAAGAACAAAGUUUUCGUAUUGAGAACAAAGCCUACUAUUAGGAGAAUCUAAGUGUCCACAGACAGAACAAAGUCCUUUGGGAACAGAAUAAAAUCCUUCAAAGGAAGCAUAAGGACUCUUCAGAGGAAAUAAAGAACCUUGAGAAACAGCAAAAGUCUCGCCAACAAAAUAAAGCCCUCAGAGAAGAGAUUAAGUCUCUCAAAGGAUAUGAAUGAGCAUUUGCAUUGAAAGAAAAAGCUCUCCACAAUGAGAUUUUAGCUUUCUGAGAAAAACACAAAGCCUUCAAGGACCAUCUUAGAGCUCUUCAAGAGGACAACAAAGCCAUUCAGUUGGAGGAAAAAGCUGUUUGUGAAGAAAAAUUCUCCUCUCUCAGUGAGCAGAAAUUUGCUCUGCAAGAAGGGAAUAUGCGCCUUCAUAAGAAAAAGGCCCUAGGAGGUUAGGAGAAAGCUCUCCAAGAACAGCACAGAGACAUCUAUGAAUGGAAUAAGAUACUUCAAGAGAAGGAACAAUGUAAUAUAACUGAAGAACCAGGUGCUUUGGGAGAUUUUGCAUCAGGACUGAAGAGUUUAGAAAAAACAGUAUUUUUGUUGUCGCCCAAACAUCAGCAAGUAAUGGACGAAAAGAGGCAUCAAGCAGCCUGUUAG
Molecule: messenger RNA, 999 nt
Organism: Zonotrichia leucophrys gambelii
Lineage: Eukaryota; Metazoa; Chordata; Aves; Passeriformes; Passerellidae
Gene: CCDC70
Product: coiled-coil domain containing 70
Source: RefSeq, a predicted model, not a curated record